Molecule: messenger RNA, 2410 nt
Organism: Sorex fumeus (smoky shrew)
Lineage: Eukaryota; Metazoa; Chordata; Mammalia; Eulipotyphla; Soricidae
Gene: SARAF
Product: store-operated calcium entry associated regulatory factor
Exons: 6
Coding region: 39-1028 (329 amino acids)
Biological process (GO): regulation of store-operated calcium entry
Cellular component (GO): endoplasmic reticulum membrane
Source: RefSeq, a predicted model, not a curated record
GCUUCCGGCCGCCGCGCAUCCCCGGCCGACGAGCGACCAUGGUCCGUCCCUGGGCUGCCGGGCGAGGCCCCGUCCUCGGGCUCCUUUGGCUGGCGCUGGCGACGGGCCCUGCCGUGGGCUGGAACGACCCGGACAGAAUAUUACUGCGGGAUAUUAAAGCUCUUACUCUCCACGAUGAUCGCUAUACCACCUCCCGUCGGCUGGAUCCUAUCCCACAGCUGAAAUGUGUGGGGGGCACUGCUGGAUGUGAUUCUUACACCCCAAAAGUUGUACAGUGUCAGAACAAAGGCUGGGAUGGUUAUGAUGUACAGUGGGAAUGUAAGACUGAUCUCGACAUUGCUUACAAAUUUGGAAAAACCGUGGUGAGCUGUGAGGGCUACGAGUCCGCUGAAGACCAGUAUGUCCUGAGAGGUUCCUGUGGCCUGGAGUACCAGUUGGAUUACACAGAACAUGGCAUGAAGAAAAUGAGAGAGUCUGGGAAAGGCUACGGCUUUAGCUCUUUCUCCAAUUAUUAUAAUAAGUUGUCCUCCCCAGGUUCCAGUGGGGUCAGUGGGCUGAUUACUGUGGUGGUGUUGCUUGCUAUUGCCUAUGGCGUUUAUAGGUUGUUCCUAAGCGACAGUCAAGACCCUCCUCCGCCGUACUCUGAGCAUCCUCCGUAUUCCCACCGUUUCCAGAGAUUCACCAGCUCAGCCGGCCCUGCUCCUGCAGGCUUUAAGUCCGAGUUCACAGGGCCGCAGGCUCCACCUUACGGUUUUGGCAGUGCUUUCACGGGCCAGCAGGGAUACAGCAAUUCAGGACCAGGAUUCUGGACUGGCUUGGGAACUGGAGGAUUAUUAGGAUAUUUGUUUGGAAGCAAUAGAGCCGCAACGCCCUUUUCAGACUCCUGGUACUACCCGUCCAAUCCUCCCCUGGGCUCAUGGAAUAGCCGGGCGUACUCGCCACCUGGAGCAGGCUCAGGUGGCUCAUAUUCACACUCAGAGACCAGAACCAGAACAGCAUCGGGGUAUGGUGGUACCAGAAGACGAUAAAGAUCAAAGAUGGAAGUCAAAUACUGGAUGCAGACUUUCUGAUUUUUCAUCACUGUCUCUUAAAAAUAAAGUGCCACGUGCUUAUGACUGGGGAAAAGGGAUAUUCAAAAGUGCUUUGGUGUUUUGUCCUGUGUAGUUUUCUGUGUUCUGAAGCUAAGAGCUAAUAUAUGACAAAAUACUUAUGUAAUGAAUUGUAUAUUAAUGUAAAGAUGCAGCUGUACAUUACAGAUUUUGAAAGUGAUGGAAUGGAAUGCUGGAAAUGUGUUACUUAAUUUUUCAAAGCUGUGAUGCCCUAAAAAACAUUAAGAGUAAAGUCAUUAUACCAGUAGACCCAAGUAUAGAAAUUUCAGUGGUAGGUGGCUUUAGUGGAUGAGUCAUGAUAUCACAGAAGCAAUUAUCUCUCUGGUCUCUACAAUUUGGUGUUUGUUCUUGUUGUCAAACCUUUAAACUAAGCUUAGACUGUGAAUCUUACUGAAGUGUGGGUCUGGGUUGCUUCUGAGCACAGGGCUUGGGGUCCUUCAGUGACUGGGAUCCCGGGAAGAAUUACUUUAUGCUAGGAAAAGGCAGGAAACAUAAAUCUAGAUAGAAUGUAGUUGUAGAUGGUUGUGUACUGACAAAAAUGCUUGAAUGACCUUAUUUCAUUUCGUUAGAUGUUUCAACAAAGGUCUUUUAUUCACAAAAGCAUGCAGUUCUCUGUGGACUUUAUUGUGCAGUGUCUUCCAACCUUCAAUUAAAGUGAGAAGAAAGAUAAAAAGAGGUUAUGUUUUCAUUCUUUCUGCCUUCUUUUAGCAAAAGUUGUUGUUACUGUUUUUUCACCCUCUCCCCCACAAAAAGUGAUUAAUCAUGGGGCAAUUUUUUUCUCGAAAUAAUACUUCCUCUUGAUAGCCUUGUCUUGCUACCAGUUGGCAAGUAAAUGGUUUUUUUAAAAAUAUAUAUAGUAUGGAAACAAGUCUCUGCUAAAAAAAUUGACUUCAAAGAAAAUAACUAAAUUUCCAGGCCUCUCAUCCUCGAGGUUUGCACAUUCUCCUCAGUGAAGUUUUGUCAUCCCAAGAGUCACAUUUUUUCGUUUUAGAAACCAUUUAAAAAUAAAUCCUUUCAACUGUACUCAUUUGUGGAGUAUAAAACAACAUAAUAUGAGGCUGACACCUAAGGAUAGUAGAUACACGGGACAGAUAGAUUGCUCCAUAGCUGGAAGCCUGCCUCAUGAACAAAGGGAAGAAGGCAGCUGGAAUAGAGAAGGGAUCGCUAAGAAAAAGAUAGAGGAAUUGGUCAGGAUGGGAGAUAUGUGCAGAAAGUAGAUAAAGGAUCAAACAUGAUAACCUCUCAAGGUCUGUAUUGCAAACCAUAAUGCCCCAAAGUAGAGAAAGAUUAUGGGGAAUCAU